AUGGAGCAGAGCCUCCCGCGCUGCGUGCGGCAGGCCUGGGAUUCGGCGGAGCACAUGCCGGGACCCCGCACGCUGCCAGCCUUGAGCCCGGAGGACUGCGGGCCGUGGCCCCUGCCUCUCUACCCUAAGCUCGGCCAACUCUCUGGGGACGACGAGGACUUCAACCAGGAGCUGCUUUGUAAACCCUGCGGGCUGCUCAGCCCACACUGCCCGAGACACCGUCCCAGAAGCAGAUCACUCGGUAGCAAGGACCGGAACCUCCAGCCCCGAUCUCAAAGCCCCACGACCCGCUCGCCGGAGGAGCCUGGAGGGAGAGCCCUGCGCCGGCCGCCACCGCAGCCGUUUCCGGGGCUGCCAGAAGACUCUUCGGAGCGUCGCCUUCCUACAGUCCAGAGGAGCCGCCCUCGCCUUUCAAACGCUGCGUGGGUUAAGUCCCACCCGCUGUGGCCUGGGUCCUUGGCCAUCGCUGCUGCUGCCGCCGCCGCCGCCGCCCGCCGGGAGCGCCGGGAGCCCCCGAGAUUCCUCUGCGAGCAUUCAGACCAGGCGCGGGAGCGGGAGAGGCCUGUGCCGGUCCCCCCGCGGGGACCCUCCGUCGCCUGGUUUGCGGUGCACGGGGCGGGUCCUGGGGUCUCCCGUGCGUACACGGAUGCCCAGGCGACUGGGACGUGGCAGGCUGUCAGACUCGCUCGCUCGCUGGACUUCCAGGAGAUCCAGCACGCCGGCAGCCAGCGGCCCCAAGAACUCCACCAGCUCCGUGGCCUUGGCGGUUCUGUGCUCGGAUUGCGUCUCGGGGAGCCUCCUGGCAUCUACGCGUUGCUUCUGCGCACAACCCUGGUUGCCCGCGCGCUCCUCACUGUGAUCGCCCUGGGCGGCUUGGAGGAGUGCCAGGGCGGUGUGGCCAACAGACUUGGGAAAACCAGCGAAUUGUCCUUUGCAGCGACCCCAGAGCCGCCAGGUCAGCGGGGCGUGAAGGAGGGCUGCGCUCGGGUGGGGGCGCGGACCCAGUCGCGGGGCGAAUGUCUGCAGCCUCCCAACCAGUGUCUAGGUCCUGCAUUCUGUGGGGGCCUCCAGUCAGGCCCGUGGUCCACGCGGACUCGGGAGGCUGACCCCGAGGAGGAACCUGUGAGCACCGGGCGGAGCGGUCACCAAGGGGCCAAUUGCGGAGCAGCAGAUUUGGGGGACAAGGAGAAAAGAGUCACAGUAAUAUCCCUUCAAGAAGUCCCCUUGCAGACUUCCAACUUUGCCCAUGUCAUCUCUCAAAAUGUGGCCAAGAGCUAUCUUCUGAAUGUACACCUGGAAUGUCAUUAUACCUUAACUCCAUAUAUCCAUCCACAUCCAAAAGAUUAUAUUGGUAUAUUCAAGGUUGGAGGGGGUACUGCUUGUGAUUAUUACACAAUUUUAUGGUCUCCCAAGCCUGAAGGAUUAACAGUUAAUUGUGUAUUAGCAUUUCAAGGAUAUUACCUUCCAAAAGAUGGAGAAUUUCAUCAGUUCUGUUAUAUUACCCAUAAGGGUGAAAUUCAUGGAAGAAAUACACCUUUCCAGUUUCCAGCUUCUCCAGUUGAAGAGUUACUUGCUAUGGAAGAUGAAGGAAAUUCCGACAUAUUGGUGGUAAAAAAAGCUGGCCUUCCUGAGUUGAAAACUGAAAAAACUGUGAAAGAAAAAGAACUAUUAAAGUUAAUUGUUGUUCUGGAAAGAACACCACAACUUUGAGAAUAAGUUGGAAGCAUGGAAAGAGAACUUAACCAUCAGAAAGACAGACAUGACCAACUGCAAGCACAGCAGAAAGGUCUCAUGGAAGAAUCACAAUUAAAAAUGGAAAAUGAAGAAUUUAAGAAGAGAUACAAUGAUGCUACAUCCAAAGCUCUCCAGCUUGAGGAAGAUACUGUGGGCUCAACCAACUGAGCCACACAGGCACCCCAUGAAUUAGACAGUUUAAAGGACAACCUCAGGAAGGCACAAUAUGAAAGAGAAAAACUAUGCCAGUUACAGAUGGAAAAGAAUGAAAAGGAACUUUAUAAGAUACGUUUGAAGAAUACCGAAAUCGAAAAUACCAAGCUAGUGUCAACGGUCCAGACUUUAAAGAAUUUAGAUGGGAACAAAGACAGCAUGAUUACUCAGGGGCACCUGCCUGGCUUAGUAGGGGAAGUGUUUUUCUGUUUGGCUGAAAAGGAAAUCUGCAAAGGACUUUCUUUGUUUACACUCUCAAGCAAGGAAGAUACUCCCCCCCCCCCCUCUUUCUUUCUUUCUUUCGAGGAGCAAGUUCAUAAGCAGAGGAACAGGUUCAGGCAAGAAGUUACCUUUCUGGCCAAAGAACUUAGUGAUGCUGUAGUUGUGCAAGAUAAAACAAUGGCAGAUCUCCACAUUGCACACUUGAGAAAAAAAGCGGAUGCAAUGGCAGAACUUAAACUGAAUGCUGUGGAGGGAAAAAGGUGGGUGGCGGGAAAGACUGGUGAACUGAGAAGAGAAGUUGAUGAUUUGAAACUUUGUCUUCAAAUGGUAACAGAUCAUUACAAAGGAAAAAAAAAAAUAAAUCGAGAAUGCCAGAGGCUCCAAAAUCAAGUAAAUAACCAAUCAACCAAGAGCAACAGUGUCUUCACAAGGAAAACUGGGAAUCAGCAAAAAGGGAAUGAUGCCUCCAUAAAGACGGACCCAGCUCGUGCUGGCUGUACUCAAGAUGAGAUAAAGCCGCCACCUUCCGCAGCCAAGAUAGAUCCUGACAAUGUAACAGAGGGGUAUGUCUGUGAAGUGACCAAAGAAACUGCUGACAAAACAGAAAAGUAUAAUAGAGGUAAAGGCCUCUUGCAGGAUGAGAAAACAAAAUUCAAUAGAUGUGCGGAAGCUGCAAACACCGAGCUGAAACGGAAGGAGCAACUGAAGACUGCUGGAAAUGUAACACCAGCGCUAGCUGAAGUGGAAACUUACAAGACAAAGAUACAUGGUCUAACUGCACAUUUGAAAAACUUCUCCGUGGAGAAGGAGCUUAGAAGGAGUCUAGCAAAUCAAGCAGAAAGGAAAAUGGAAGGUCAGAAUUCCCAGAGUCCUCAGAUCUCAUAGCCCUGCUCUGAGCAAAAUGGUCAUGUGGCCGCAGUGCCCAACACCCAGCUGGUCCUGCAGUCUGGUGAUGCUCAUGGGACACAGGAAACCAGAGAUGGAGAUGGAGCCUAGAAAAUCCAAAGGCCACCUGUGAGAGUACCUUCUUGGGGACUGGAAGAUCGUUUUACCUGCUGCCAGCCUGCUGGCAGCGUUAGUGGGCCUGAUGGUUUAGUAGACCCUGAGGAUAGUAAAGAAGUUGAGAAUAUGCCCACUGCUCCCCAUCCUCCAAGUCAGCAUUUACAUGGGCACAGAACAGAUGUGUGUUGUGAUCCCUGCUCUGCCAUUCACAAGAAGUGUCCCCUCUGUGAGUUAAUAUUCCUUCUCAACUAUGAUUUUGGCUAG
Mustela lutreola (European mink) is the source of this 3435-nucleotide messenger RNA. RefSeq names its product annexin A2 receptor (gene ANXA2R). Gene Ontology annotation, molecular function: signaling receptor activity. Gene Ontology annotation, biological process: negative regulation of apoptotic process. Lineage: Eukaryota; Metazoa; Chordata; Mammalia; Carnivora; Mustelidae. The record is from RefSeq and is a predicted model, not a curated record.